GUCUCCUUCACUGCUUGCACGGUCCCCUACACGAAACACUCUGCCUUCCUAAAAAACCAAGAUGUUCGCCAUCCGCCACGCCGCCCGCUCCAGCGCGCCCGCCUUCCGUGCGGCGCCCCGCGCUGCCCCGUCCGCGCGCAUCUCCCGGCCGCUCGUCCGGACACUCGUCACGAAGAAGUACACUGAAGAUCACGAGGCGGUCGUGUUCGACGACCAGACGCAGCUCGGGACGGUGUCUAUUACGGACUACGCGCAGUCGAGUCUGGGCGACGUUGUGUACGUCGAGCUUCCCACUACGGGUACGGAGAUCGCGCAGGGUGACCAGAUUGGUGCGGUAGAGAGCGUGAAGGCCGCCUCUGACAUCUUUGCUCCGGUCUCCGGAACGGUCGAGGAGAUCAACGAGACCUUGAACGACCAGCCCGGUCUGCUCAACAAGUCCCCCGAAGUGAAGGGGUGGUUGUGCAAGAUCAAGCUCAGUGAUCCGUCCGAGCUCGGGAAGCUCAUGUCGGAAGAGGAGUACAAGAAGCACUGCGAAUCUGACCACUGAGGACGUUCGUUUUGACUGUGCUUCAUGACUUCGGCAUCAACUGCCGCAUGUGAAGGGGGUUCGGGGGAUGGGUCGAUACUUAGACACAAACUUAGCACGUAUGCCCAUAGCGGGGCACGUAAUGAAGGGAUCUUAACAUCCAAAUGCGCC
Molecule: messenger RNA, 697 nt
Organism: Trametes versicolor FP-101664 SS1
Lineage: Eukaryota; Fungi; Basidiomycota; Agaricomycetes; Polyporales; Polyporaceae
Product: glycine decarboxylase subunit H
Exons: 6
Coding region: 62-547 (161 amino acids)
Biological process (GO): protein lipoylation; glycine decarboxylation via glycine cleavage system
Cellular component (GO): glycine cleavage complex; cytoplasm; mitochondrion
Source: RefSeq, a predicted model, not a curated record